This is a messenger RNA of Metarhizium album ARSEF 1941, 2064 nucleotides long. RefSeq names its product PRO1 protein. The transcript has 2 exons. Gene Ontology annotation, biological process: positive regulation of transcription by RNA polymerase II. Gene Ontology annotation, cellular component: nucleus. The record is from RefSeq and is a predicted model, not a curated record. Gene Ontology annotation, molecular function: transcription cis-regulatory region binding; zinc ion binding; DNA-binding transcription factor activity, RNA polymerase II-specific. The coding region runs from base 1 to 2064 and encodes 687 amino acids. Lineage: Eukaryota; Fungi; Ascomycota; Sordariomycetes; Hypocreales; Clavicipitaceae.
AUGCCAUCCUCGCCCCCCGACUAUCGCAACUGCUCCAAGGAAGCAUUCGACGCAGUUGCAGAUAUGACAGUUGCGCAAAGCACGAAGGCCAAGUCUGCCUCAAAAGCUGGCAAUGGAAACACAAAAACAAAGUCAAAGACGCAGAUGCACCGCAGGUCAAGGACAGGCUGCUAUACUUGCCGAUUAAGACGGAAGAAGUGUGAUGAAGGCACACCAAUGUGCACUGCCUGCAAACACCUAGGACUACAGUGCGAAUACAGGCGACCAAUCUGGUGGAGCAACAAUGAUGCUCGCAGAAAACAAAAGGAAGACAUCAAGCGCAUCAUCAAGCGCAAGAAGUUGGCAGAAAAGACGUCCAGCUCUGUCCAGACUUCUGUCAGCCCGCCCCCAGGAUUGUCGCAUUCGGCGGCUACAUCGACAACUUACUCGGAUCCCAUGGAUCGCACCAGGUCUGCUUCCAUCGACUCGCAGUUCUCUGGUGGCUUCAACUUCAACAGCCCGCCAAACGAAACAGGGUGCACUGUUUACAAUACCCAGUUACACCCUGACUACGUUCUCAGCGGCUACUUGCCAUAUGAAGUUGACGUAAAGACGGAGCGACAAAUGUUCGUCAACGACGUUCCCACGCUCAGGGAGUCCCACGUGGCCACGUUUAGCACUUAUGAAACCCCCCCUCCUCCCGGCACUGUUCUGCCGUCUGGCCGAUUCGAGAUCGGAUGGACUGACCACGUUCGACAAGAGCGAAGAGAGUCGAUGGCGGAGGAGGCACUCAAUGUCAACUUCUUUGACUUUGCGCAUGGCUCACAUAACGGAUCAAGGCAAUUUAGAAUUGAACUUGAGGAAAGCGACCAACUUUUGUUGGACCACUUCAUCCAAUAUGUCCUGCCCAUCAUCUUCCCCAUCCUCGAGUCAAACCAACACGGCUCUGUCGGUUCCGACUUGAUUCUUCCUGCCCUGCAGUCCAACGGCGUCUUUCUCAACUGCUGUCUUAGCAUUGCGGCUCAGCACCUCAAGACCCACGCCGCGGUGCCUGGCAAGGACAUUGACGAGGAUAUCAUGAGGCACCGUUAUGCCACCAUCUUCUCGCUCUGCGAGUCGCUGAAGCGCGAUGAGAACCACCAACAGAUCCUGGAAGCUACUUUGGGCCUCAUCUUUUUCCAGUGCGUCGUUGGUCGCUUUGAUGAUGAUGGCCUUUUGGAUAUCGCCUGGCAUCAGCACUUCCAGGCUGCCAUUAGCCUUGUCCAGAAGCUCGACCUUCCCCGUCUCGUGUCCGAACCUGCUGGUCAGAUUGGGCCGACUCCCUUCAAUAUGACCUUGACAAGCUGGAUUGACAUUCUCGGCGCCACCAUGCAGGGCGCUUCGCCCACGUUUGCCCAUACGUACCGGGAAAAGCACUUGUCUCCUGUCAACUCCCAGCUUGGGCUCCGCGAGCUCAUGGGCUGCGAGGAUCGAGUCAUGUAUCUCAUCUCCGAGAUUGCCUGCCUCGACUCUCUCAAAAAGGAAGGCAUGGACGACUACACUCUCUGCCAACAUGUGUCUGCUUUGGGAGAGCAGCUCACUCUCACCGAGGUCGGCGACACCGGUCCCAGGAUGCCCUACAAUGCCAGUGGCACAUUGUCACCCAAGCAGCUCUGCAAGAACAUUACUUCGGCUUUCCGCAUUGCCGCUCGCAUUUAUCUCUGCAGCUUGAUCCCUGGCUUCAGCCCAAGCCAGCCUUCUCCUCGGGCUUUGAUUGAGAAGUUGACCAACAUACUCCAGUUCAUCCCCUCUGGAUCGCAUGGCUACGACCGCAGCCUUGUCUGGGUUUAUCUCGUUGCUGGGUCCGUUAGCUUGCCCGGAAGCAGCAUCCGGCCUUUCUUCGAAGACCGUGUUGCUCAGCUUGGCCACGACGCCACGUGCGGUGCCUUCGGCCGGAUGGUGACGGUCGUCCAGGAGGUAUGGAUCCAAGCCGGGAGCCUGGCUCAGGCUGCCAGCCCUGGGUCUUGCUCGUCUGAAGUCAUGCAGCCGUACGUCAACUGGCGUCACGUCAUGCAAGCAAAGGGCUGGGACUUUUUGUUGAUUUAG